AUGGCUACAACAAAACUCGACGACUUGGUGGCGGAGUUUCCUCUCCUUGACCCAACAGUUGUUAUCGCGAUUGCAAGUGAGGUGGAUCUUAACGAUGACAGUCAGCUUAGCGAAGUGCGAGGCAUGCUGCAGAGUCUCGCCCAGAAUGUCUUAGAUGAGGAAGCAAGCGGCUUCAAUGCGAGCGGCGUCCCUGACACCAUCAGCUCCAUGGAUGUAGCAGUCUAUGCUCCGGAUAGCUCUACCAGCACUUCUGAAGGGCCGCAACCUAAGGAUUCAGACUCUUCAGGGACUACUCUGACGAGCCCGCCCCCCUCUGAGCCUGAUUACGAUGUCCCGCGCAUCAAAACGUUUGACGGGGACUCGGACCAGGAGAAGAUUUCGCAGCUUCAAGAGAUGUUUUCGGACCUGAAGCCGCAUGACGUAAACUUUGCCCUCAAAAAAGCCCAGGGUGAUUUCCAGACAGCUCUGGAGACCUUGUUGAACAUACAGUUCCUUGAGUCCAUUGGCGAGAGGCCCAAGGGAAUUGACGGUUUUAUUCAAUCAGAAAACACUCAAAAGGCUUCUGGGAAAAGAAAAGGCAAGGGAAAGAAACGAAAAGACAUGCGUACAGAUCUGUCGUCAAGUUCUAGCAGCAUCAAGGAUACUCCGCCAAUCAACGACGACAAUGAGAGAGUCGAAAAGAUACUGUUCGUUGUGGAAAAGCUCGACUUGCCAUUCGAAGAGGUAUCAGACGUUUUCGAUGCACGUAAAGGUUCCUUAGAACUUACCAUUGUUGAGUUUCUGGAUCAAUAUAUUAAACAAGGUGUUGGCGCAUGGAGCCGCGAAGACAAUCACCAGAAGCAACAUAUCCAGGAGCUAAAGAAGCAAUUUCGACAUGUUCCCGAGCAUUACCUACCCCCCCUUAACGAAGUUACGCAAAGUAAUCACCAAUGGACUGAGGAGGUUGCUGCAUUGUUGAAUCGCUACUUUGGCAAGUUGCCGGCCAAGCGACUAGAUAUUAGCUACAAGCUUGCACCUCUGACCAACGCGGAAUUGGAAGGCUCGUCAGAAGGCUGGCAAAAGACGGCCUCACCCAAGCUAGCAGUCAUGUCACCAACUGGACGUACGCUCAGCACGCCUGCUUUCUCCGCUCCUUCGUCCGCACCCAACUCCUAUCGGCAAGCAAUGGAAACAGCUAGCGUAUAUCGUGAUGCUAGCAACCACUCGUACAGCACCGCUGGGCAAGUGUACAAGAAAGGACAUUUGUACCGACAGGCAGCAGGGUACUAUGCUGAGCGCGGACGCGAGGAAGCCCGCAGUUUUGCCAAGGCCAAGAGUGUUGCCGCCGACAUACAUGUUGCAAGUACCAGUUCGACCAAUGAGAUCGAUCUCCACGGUGUCGAGGUCGCUGACGGUGUGAGAAUCGCGCGGGAACGCGUUUGGGACUGGUGGAACAACCUGGGAGAGUACAGAGCCAGGAAGGCCCAGGAGGGCUUCACAAUUGUUACGGGCCGGGGUCUUCACAGCGCUGGGGGUGUGUCGCGACUGAGACAGGGCGUUAUUGCUGCCCUCGUCAAUGAUGGAUGGAAAGUGUCGAUCGGAACUGGGAGCUAUCGGGUGACGGGCCGCCGGUGA
Colletotrichum spaethianum is the source of this 1614-nucleotide messenger RNA. RefSeq names its product sn1-specific diacylglycerol lipase alpha. NCBI's taxonomy places the organism in Eukaryota, Fungi, Ascomycota, Sordariomycetes, Glomerellales, Glomerellaceae. The record is from RefSeq and is a predicted model, not a curated record. The transcript has 3 exons. The coding region runs from base 1 to 1614 and encodes 537 amino acids. Gene Ontology annotation, molecular function: ubiquitin binding.